UAGAAAGUUAUAAUUUUUAAGUCAAUGGAAAGUAGUCCUAUUGUACCAAACCAAGCAGAGGUUCUUGAAAGGCUAAAGCUUAUGUACGAGCAGAUGAGCGAAUUCUUCAUUAUUCAAAGUUACAGAUCUCGAAUUGAGAGUGAUGGUGUUAUCAGGGAACUUGAUUCCACUGAAUUUUUAAAAAUUUUCCGAAACGCAUUUCCUGAACUCAUUACUGCACAAUCGAAUGAUUUCGAAAGUAAUUUCAUCAGACAGACUGCUAAAAGCAAUAUUUCAGUUGAAGAUGUCAUUAUGAAGAGUGAAGGAAGUGAUGGUAUGGCCAAUAACAGUUCUGACAUGGACUGUGACAUGAGUGAGCCAUGUGCAAUAACACCUGUACUAAAUAUGCAGAACAGAGCACAAUCAAGAACAAACACUAACGCCCCAAGAAAUUAUAGAGCACCUAAAAAAUCCCGAAUCGAAGACAAUCUUCAAAUUCCAGACAAUUCACUAAUCCAAGAAAGAAUUCAGCACCAAGACAACAUUCAAAUCCAAGACAGCACACAAAUCCAAGACAGCACACAAACCCAAGACAACAUGUAAACCCAAGACAACAUAUAAACUCAAGGCAAUCUUCAAACCCUAGACAGAAUUCAAGUUUUAGAGGGCAUAAAUAUCCUAGACAAAAUCAAAAUCCUAAACAACAUUGUAAUCCUCGUCAGAAUCAGGCCCCUUGGCAUUCCAAACGCAACAAUCAGAUUGAAAUUAUUCGUGAGAUAGUGGAUUUAGGGAUUGACCAACCAAUCUAUGGCUGUAAAGAUAUCCUAAAUCUUGAUGGAACUCCAAUGUUGAACAACAGUCAGCCCAAUCGUACAUCCGAUCCCAAUAACCCUCAAAAAAACUCAUCUAACCCCAAUGAUCAUCCCUUAGACUUCUCUUUAAGAACGCUCUCAACAGAAUGUCCAGGCACUGAUCCUCGAAACUCAGAAGAAUUCAAGCAACCGUCUUCUCACGACCGCAUGUAAGCAAGGCCAAUAAAUAUAUUGAUUGGAAGACAGAAUUUAAUAUUUUUGAGUG
Moneuplotes crassus is the source of this 1056-nucleotide messenger RNA. The record is from the annotation of a GenBank genome assembly. Lineage: Eukaryota; Ciliophora; Spirotrichea; Euplotida; Euplotidae.